Orcinus orca (killer whale) is the source of this 443-nucleotide messenger RNA. Its product is annotated as cyclin-dependent kinase 4 inhibitor B-like. The record is from RefSeq and is a predicted model, not a curated record. The transcript has a single exon. Bases 168 to 425 code for a protein of 85 amino acids. NCBI's taxonomy places the organism in Eukaryota, Metazoa, Chordata, Mammalia, Artiodactyla, Delphinidae. Gene Ontology annotation, cellular component: nucleus. Gene Ontology annotation, biological process: negative regulation of cell population proliferation; regulation of cyclin-dependent protein serine/threonine kinase activity. Gene Ontology annotation, molecular function: protein kinase binding; cyclin-dependent protein serine/threonine kinase inhibitor activity.
UUGGGGCUGGGGCCGGGGGUGGGGGGGGAUGGUAUUGCGUCAGCAAAUGAAGCUUAACUAGACUCCUGAGGCUUGUAAGAGUCUCUGGAUCAUGAAUAGGUAUUUCUUUGAGAAGACUCUACCUGCCCCCACCCCGGUCCUGACCGCUCUGCUCUCUCCGGCAGGUCAUGAUGAUGGGCAGCGCCCGCGUGGCCGAGCUGCUGCUGCUCCACGGUGCGGACCCCAACUGCGCAGACCCCGCCACCCUCAACCGACCCGUGCACGACGCCGCCCGGGAGGGCUUCCUGGACACGUUGGUGGCGCUGCACCGAGCCGGGGCGCGGCUGGACGUGCGCGACGCUUGGGGCCGCCUGCCCGUGGACCUGGCUGAGGAGCGGGGCCACCGCGACGUCGCCCGCUACCUGCGCGCGGCCGAGGGAGACUGAUGGCGCUUGCCACAGCCG